Puccinia graminis f. sp. tritici CRL 75-36-700-3 is the source of this 654-nucleotide messenger RNA. RefSeq lists its product as uncharacterized. Bases 1 to 654 code for a protein of 217 amino acids. The transcript has 4 exons. The record is from RefSeq and is a predicted model, not a curated record. Lineage: Eukaryota; Fungi; Basidiomycota; Pucciniomycetes; Pucciniales; Pucciniaceae.
AUGGUGAUUUCAAACGACUUUCUCUCUGGUGACCUCGAGGAUCCCUCCACUCAAUUUGAGGGAGUUCGAGAUUUGUUACCACCAUUCCCUGACCCUCAUCCAACUCGUUGCACUCCCCCCUCCACUCAGCUCCAAGUCACUGAUCAUGCCAUCAUUCUUGGUGACCCAUCAAACAAUGAUGACAAUGAUGAUGAUGAUGUCCUCAUGAACGACCGACCUGCCGCAUUGAUCAGUUCUGAUCUCACUGUUGAUCAAGUUUGUUCCCAACUUCAAUCGAAGUUGAAACUUGAUUCCGAGCACUUGAACAUUGCUCUUUUGACCAGCAAGUGCCCCCCUGAAGAAAGACACGCAAACAUGAUCUUCGCCACAGCUGCCUUUUCCCAACUCAAGUUUAGCCCUUCCCCAGCGGCUGCCCAUGUGUAUGAUGACAGAUUCCGGUGCUCGCAUGAUCGUGUGUUGAAACCGACCCUCGAAGCUUACUCAAACAAUCCUCACAGGAAUGGGGCCCUCCCCAAAACACUCUACUACCUCACACUUGAUGCGAUUGAUCAACAACCUGAUGAGUGGAAAGAAGACCACCUUGCCCCUGGGCCAACUCGCGAAGAUGCACCAGCUCUUGAGGCCUAUCCGUGGCCCCCGUGGGUGAACUCUUGA